Molecule: messenger RNA, 2507 nt
Organism: Ipomoea triloba (trilobed morning glory)
Lineage: Eukaryota; Viridiplantae; Streptophyta; Magnoliopsida; Solanales; Convolvulaceae
Product: subtilisin-like protease SBT5.6
Exons: 9
Coding region: 2-2332 (776 amino acids)
Biological process (GO): proteolysis
Molecular function (GO): serine-type endopeptidase activity
Source: RefSeq, a predicted model, not a curated record
GAUGAACUGGAGAGUAUCCAUGCUAUCUAAAAUGAAGACAGCACUGACAACAUUUCUGUUUCUUUUGUUUGUUCACAUCUUAGCCUGCAAUGCUAAACCACAGGUUUAUGUGGUGUACCUUGGAGAGCACAGUGGAGACAAAACCGCGCAAGAGAUUGAAGGCCUCCAUCGCACAUAUAUUCAUCAUGUAAAGCGCUCCAAAGAAGAAGCUUCAGCUUCCCUGGUCCACAGCUACAAGAAUAUCAUCAAUGGCUUCUCCGCUUUACUCACCUCAGAAGAAGCCAAUACCAUAGCCGAAAUGGAUGGUGUGAUCUCAGUGUUCCCCAGCGAGUCAUCAGAGCUUCAUACGACAAGAUCAUGGGAUUUCAUAAAUAUGUAUGAAGGAAACGGAGAUCCUACUUCCGGCGAGGAGUUGCUGAGCAAAGCCGGUGGGGCAAAGGAUGUCAUUGUCGGAAUGGUCGACACUGGCAUAUGGCCAGAGUCUCAAAGUUUCAAUGAUGAAGGUAUGGAACCUGUUCCCAUGUCAUGGAAAGGGACAUGCCAAGAAGGACUUCAUUUCACUUCAUCUCACUGCAAUAGAAAAAUAAUAGGAGCGCGAUAUCAUUUAAAAAGCGUUGAGGCAGUCUUUGGUCAUGUGAACCAUACAGUUGACUUCCGUUCAGCUAGAGAUUCCUACGGCCACGGAACUCACACGGCAUCCAUUGUGGGCGGCCGGAAAGUCGCCAAUGCAUCUGCGUAUGGCGGCUUCGCGAACGGAGUCGCCACCGGCGGGGCACCGCUAACGCGCCUGGCCAUCUACAAAGCGUGUUGGGUAGUGCCCUUCGAUGACACGAAAGGAGUUGUGUGCCAAGACGACGACGUGUUGGCCGCAUUCGAUCACGCCGUCGCCGAUGGGGUUCACGUGAUUAGCGUGUCCCUCGGUUUCUACACUGACGGGGAUUACUUCAAACGGAAUGUGGUGGCGCUUGGAGCAUUGCAUGCGGCGAAGAGGAACAUUGUGGUUGUCUGUAGCGCCGGAAAUUUUGGGAGACCAAACACGGUGCUUAAUGUGGCUCCUUGGAUCUUCACGGUUGGCGCAAGUACCAUUGAUCGGUCGUUUCCCGCUCCUGUUGUGUUGGGAAACAACAUGGUUGUUAAGGGAGAAAGCAUAAGUGCACUUAAGAAAAUGGAGACAUUUCCUCUUGUCUAUGCAGGAGAUGUAGAGAUCCCUGGAUCCACCAAUUUUCCAGGGUUUUGCCUGCCGGACACACUUUCACCGGAGAAGGUUAAAGGGAAAGCAGUGUUUUGCCUAGUGGGAAAUGUCUACCGGUCCACUGAAGUUGAAAGAGCCGGCGGUGCAGCUGUCAUAUUAGGGACUAUUGGAAGUGAGGUAUCAGUGGGAAGUUUUCUGAUUCCGGGAACAAGCAUCUUUUAUCCUUCCGAGACAGACGCAAUUCUGAAAUACAUUAAGACCAACAAGAAUCCAGUGGCCACGCUCAUUCCUGGAAAAACAAUUGUUGGUGCUAAACCAUCGCCGGCCAUGGCUCCUUUUACCUCAUUAGGUCCAAGUUCCGUGGAGCCUAACAUCCUCAAGCCUGAUAUUACAGCUCCAGGGUUUAAUAUAUUAGCAGCAUGGAGUGAGGCAUCCUCGCCUUCAGAUACACCUGAAGAUCAUCGACGUGUUAAGUAUAACAUAAUAUCAGGAACAUCCAUGUCGUGCCCUCAUGUCUCUGCUGUGGCUGCGCUUCUUAAAGCCAUACAUCCUGAUUGGAGCAGUGCUGCAAUCAAAUCUGCUAUUAUGACUUCUGCUACAACUGAGAAUGUGAAAGGAGAAGCAAUAGAGGAUGCAUAUGGAGAAGUUGCAGGUCCUUUCCAUUACGGGGCAGGCCAUAUUCAGCCAUCAAAAGCUGCUGAUCCCGGGCUUGUAUACGAUUCAUCGUACACAGAUUAUCUUCUCUUCAUUUGCAGCGUUACGGGGACUUCUCUGGACCCGAGUUUUAAAUGUCCCGAGAAAGAUUUAUCUCCGAGUAAUCUCAACUAUCCUUCCUUAGCAAUAGCUGGGCUCAAAGGGUCAAUGGUGGUGAAAAGAACAGUCACAAAUGUGGGCUCAGCAAAUGCUACUUAUUCUGUGGAGGUGAAAGCCCCUGCUGGAUACUCUGUCAAAAUUUCUCCAAUGGUGUUGAGGUUUAUGGAGGUUGGAGAAAAGCAGAGUUUCAGUGUAAGUGUUAAGGCUGAAAGUGUGAAGAAAGUUGGGGAGUUUGGAUUUGGUUGGUAUAAAUGGAGCGAUGGGAUUCACAUGGUAAAAAGCCCAAUUGUUGUUUCAUCAGCAUAUAUUUGGAUGGGACUAAUAUAAUGGCUUUCAACUUUGGAGAUUCCUAGUGAAAAGAUCAGUUAUCACAAUAAAGUAUGUCAAAUGCAAAGUAGUUAAUGAGGGCUUUUAUGGUAUUGUAACAUAUAUAAUUUAGUAUUUUGAUUGUGGUAUAUUUAGAGUGUGCAAUGAAAUAAUAAUCUAUAAUAUAUAAUGUGUU